CAAGAUUUGACCUUUUCACAGUUCCCAGCUUUAGCCGGAGCUCUGAAAAUUCACGUUCAGUUUUUCACACGCACACAUUACACGCACAUGUUUAAGCCAUAUUAUAUUCAUACCAAGUUGUGAAUCUCCAUAGAGUUAGUGGGGAUUGAAUAAUUAGUUGCAGCUAUUGCCCAAAGAUCAGAUUUUUAUCUAUUUUACGCGCACACACACACACACAGAGAGAAAAGUACUAGCGAGAUAGCGAUGGAGGUUGAUGGGGUUUUCCUCCGCUUCACUUUUUCUCUAUCUAGUUGCAGCCAAUUUUUUCUACAUUUACAUUAGUUGCAGCCAAUUUUUUCUUUUUUCUUUUUUUACUCUGUUUACUCGUUCUCAAAAUUUGCCUCUUUUCGAUUUUAUUAUUAUUUUUUUCUCCGUCUCUGUGUGUGUGUGUGUUGAGAUGGGGGUGUGUGUUUCUCGUCCGGAGAACUGCGUGGGAGGUAAAUUCGGAGGGUCGAGGAAGAAGAGGAAUAGAAAGAGGAGAAGAAAGGUUUUGAGGAAAAGGGCUCACUCUCACGUGUCUGAUCUGUCAUCGGACAGUAGAAUAGAAAUCGAAAAGCUUACUCCUUUGCCGGAGGAUCGUGCCUUUGAUAAUCCCACUUUUCAUGAAAGUGUGGAGGAGACAUGGUUCGACUCAUCAGCUGGUAUCCUAGAUUCCGAUUGGAGUGAUGAAGACUACCAAAGUAUACCUGAUGUUCAACUUUUAGAUUUGGCUUCCAAAAUCAUUUUUUUUCCCUUUAUUAUUACAGAAAUGCUCUCUCUAAGUGGCUCAGAUGCAACAUCCAUAACGAAACCCGAAGAAUCGCUUAUUGGCCCAAAGCCCGUUUAUGCGGAUGAGAUAUCGGGCUCGGGUCCAAAUGGUGAAACAUUAAGUCGUGAUGAUGAGAAUAACUUGUUGGGAAACUGUGGAGUUAUCCCGAGCAACUGUUUGCCUUGCCUGGCUUCAGCCAUUAAUGGUGGUUCGGUUGAAAAGAGAAGGUCUUUUAGCUCGAGCCCAACAAAUGGGAGGAGAAAAUCUGCCUCGAAAAUACCGUUUAAAUGGAAGGAGGGACAUCAAAUGUCAGCCAUAUUUUCUUCGAAGACAUUACUACAAAAGCCAAUAGCCGGAUCCCAAGUGCCUUUCUGUCCCUUAGGAAAAAGAGUGCCCGACAGUUGGUCGAACAUCGAGCCGGGGACUUUCAGAGUCAGAGGAGUUAGUUAUUUCAGAGAUAAGAGAAAAGAGCAUGCUCCGAAUUCUGCUGCGUAUUAUCCAUUUGGCCUCGAUGUUUUUUUAUCUCCGAGGAAAAUUAAUCACAUUGCUCGGUUUGUGGAACUUCCCUUUGUAAAUUCUUCAGGGAAACUCCCGCCUAUCCUGGUUGUAAAUGUUCAGAUACCUUUAUAUCCUGCAGCAAUUUUUCAAGGCGAAACAGAUGGCGAAGGAAUUAGCUUUGUUUUGUAUUUCAAACUUUCCGAAAGGUUUGCUAAAGAUCUUCCAAACCAUUUUCAAGAAAAUAUUCGGAGGUUAAUUGAUGAUGAAGUUGAAAAAGUCAAAGGCUUUCGUAUGGAAACAAUUGUUCCCUUCAGAGAAAGAUUGAAAAUUUUGGGUCGUGUGGCGAAUGUUGAUGACCUUCCCAUGAGUGGGGCCGAGAGGAAACUCAUGCACGCUUACAAUGAAAAACCCGUGCUUUCUCGCCCUCAGCAUGACUUUUACUCGGGCCAAAAUUAUUUCGAAAUCGACUUAGACAUGCACAGGUUCAGCUACAUAUCGAGAAAGGGGUUCGAAACAUUCCUGGACAGGCUAAAGCUGUGUGUUCUGGAUUUUGGAUUAACAAUUCAGGGUAACAAAGCUGAAGAGCUGCCUGAGCACCUUUUGUGUUGUAUAAGGUUAAAUGAGAUUGAUUAUUCGAAUUAUCACCAGCUUGGAUUUUAUGAGGAGACACUUGAAUAGGCUUGCUAAAGGUGUAAUUUAUCAUCCAUAUAAUUUUAUAAUAAAUCCAAUUUUUAUUUUUUUUUCACUAUAGUUGGUUUGCAAAUAAUAAUUUCAUUUUCCAGAAAUUGGUAAGGUGUGUAUCUUCACAAACCAAAAAUUAUGAGAUCAUGAUAUUUAAGUUUGAA
Striga asiatica is the source of this 2130-nucleotide messenger RNA. Lineage: Eukaryota; Viridiplantae; Streptophyta; Magnoliopsida; Lamiales; Orobanchaceae. The record is from the annotation of a GenBank genome assembly.